UAGGACCAUGAACUUCUGAAGUUGCUGCUGCUGCUCCUCUCUCUCUGAAAGAAGAUUGAGCUUCACCCCAGACUGCAACUUCCUUCCUCUCUCCAACAUCUAGUAUUUGAUCUGAAAACUGAAGUUUAAAAAUCAACAGAUGAAGGGCUUAUGCCCAAAACACCGACUCUCCUGCUCCUCAGAUGCUGCCUGACCUGCUGUGCUUUUCCACACUUUUCAACUCGGACUCCCAAGCGUCUGCUGUCCUCAAUUUCAAGUCAAUGUCUGACAGUCGUUCAGUCCAUUGGGCCUGUAACGAGUUUUGACUAAGAUUCUGUGAGAAGGAGCAAAGUUUUUUGGUCCCUGUUUCAGUCCGUUUUCAGCAUCAGUGGGAUGGAAUGAGAGACCCUACUGUUACAGCGCACUGAGUGUGGAACCUAAAACAGUUAUCCAGCCUGGAAAGAGGAAUUCACGGUGGGGAGGGACUGUACACGUGUUUGUGUACCGCUGAAGCUUCAGCCAUGGAGAAACCCGAGGAAUCCCGCCCCGUGGAGAAAUCUUGGAAAUGUGGCGACUGUGGGAAAGGCUUCCAUGUCCCGUCUGUCCUGGAUGCUCAUCGGCGCAGUCACACUGGGGUCAGGCCAUUCUCCUGCCCUGAGUGUGGGAAGGGGUUCAGCAGUUCCUCCACCCUGCUGAGGCACCGACGGGUCCACACAGGGGAGAGGCCCUUCAGCUGCUCCGAGUGCGGGAAGGCCUUCAGCAAUUCCUCUGACCUACUGAAGCACCAGCGUGUCCACACCGGGGAGAGACCAUUCGCCUGCCCAGAGUGCGGGAAGGGGUUCAGCAGUUCCUCCGCCUUGCUGACCCACCAGAGGGUCCACACAGGGGAGAAGCCCUUCAGCUGCACCAAGUGUGGGAAGGCCUUCACCCAGGCCUUUUCCCUGCUGAGGCACCAGAGUGUCCACACAGGGGAGAGGCCAUUCACUUGCCCAGAGUGCGGGAAGGGGUUCAGCGAUUCCUCUGCCCUGCUGACCCAUCGGCGGGUCCACACUGGGGAGAGGCCUUUCAGCUGCCCUGAGUGUGGGAAGGCCUUCACCCAUGCC
This is a messenger RNA of Hemiscyllium ocellatum (epaulette shark), 1082 nucleotides long. Its product is annotated as zinc finger protein 154-like. Gene Ontology annotation, molecular function: RNA polymerase II cis-regulatory region sequence-specific DNA binding; DNA-binding transcription activator activity, RNA polymerase II-specific. The record is from RefSeq and is a predicted model, not a curated record. The annotation marks the transcript as partial. Gene Ontology annotation, cellular component: nucleus. NCBI's taxonomy places the organism in Eukaryota, Metazoa, Chordata, Chondrichthyes, Orectolobiformes, Hemiscylliidae. Gene Ontology annotation, biological process: regulation of transcription by RNA polymerase II. The transcript is spliced from 2 exons.